GUAGAUCCCACUCUACUCCUUCUCCCUCCUUCUACCCUCAAUCGUGGCCUGCAUGGGCUACCAAUCCACCACCGUGCAACUCCCCACCGUCACGCCCAACAUGGCCGCUUUCUUCACCGUGCUUACAUGCGCAUACUACUCCGACCGCCUCAAGACCCGAGGUGCUUUUAUCGCAGCCGGCACUAUCGUUGGACUAGUCGGGUAUAUCAUGUUGGUUGCUGCGAAGAACAACGCGACGAGAUACGCCCACACAUUUCUUGUCGCGAUUGAUGUUUCCCAGGGCAGUCCGAUUGUGGUUGGUUGGACGAGCAAUAAUAUGGCACCGCGUUAUGUGCAGGCUACGGGUAUGGGCGUUGUGGUUUCUAUCGACAUUUGCUCGGCGUUCAUUGGUACUUUUAUUUACCUGAAGAAGGAUGCGCCGCAUUAUACCUUGGGACACUCGGUCUGCUUGGGUGUGAUGGUCAUUUGUUUCGCGUUGACGUUGCGCCAGAUGGCGCACCUGCGUUGGGAGAACAAGAAGAGAGAACGACGAGACAGAAUGUCAGAUUGAAUCAGGAGACAUGGAGGCUGGGGCAUAGACAUCCGGAGUUUAGGAAUACUUUGUAGAGGUGUGAGGUGAUGGAGAGAGAAUGGGGCGGUCGUCUUAAGGAUUUCACCCGAAGAGUGCUCUAAAUUGCCUCACCAGUUUUGAAAUGAUGGCACCCUUGCAGACCUGCCUUGACUUCCUGUGAGAAGAACAAAGCAAUUCGUGUUCAGCUUUGUCUGCAAUGUCCAAGCACAAGAUUGAUGUAAGGCGUUUUUUUCACACUGAAGUUCGGCAUCGCUGGUUUGAACAGGUUGUUCUGGAUACACAGGAGCCGUUGAGCUGUGAUCGUGUCAUGGGAU
Macroventuria anomochaeta is the source of this 885-nucleotide messenger RNA. Its product is annotated as MFS general substrate transporter. The record is from RefSeq and is a predicted model, not a curated record. Gene Ontology annotation, molecular function: transmembrane transporter activity. Lineage: Eukaryota; Fungi; Ascomycota; Dothideomycetes; Pleosporales; Didymellaceae. Bases 53 to 550 code for a protein of 165 amino acids. Gene Ontology annotation, cellular component: membrane. The transcript has a single exon.